CAACAACAACAGAGGUAACCGCAAAUAAUUAACAUAUUAACACAUGUUUAUUGACUAGUUAUUAUGUAUGCAGAUAUUACUAGAUUAGUGGACCUGGCUAAAACUUUCUAAGCUGAAUUAUCUUAAUUUUACAAGUGAUUGUGAAACAUGCGAUAUUUGUGUGGAAGUAAAUGAGAAGUGACCGGAUUUGUCUGGUUCAAAAUACGUGUCCAGGGUGGCCGUAGUGUCUUGAUAAUGCAAUGUUCUUUGUACAUGGUAAAAUUGCAAGAACAAAUUGCCAAUUACAAUUAAUUGGUCAAUAACAGAAUGUAACAGUUGAUUUCACUUUUUUGUAAAGAUUUGGCUGGUUUUUAAAGAGAGCAUGUAAUCCAAUGCAAACAAUGCAAAAUAAACACUAUGCUGUGAUCUAAAGGGAUUGCGUCAUCAGCAGACAUAAAAGGUAGUCACCCUGAUAUAUUGAUACAUAUACAAACCUAUGUGUUGAUCAAGAUGGGAACACUGAAAUGUAAUUAUCAAGUGAUGUUGACCCCACCUUCCAGAUAAUGUUGUGACUGUGACACUGUUUAUUGAGAGAUGUGGACAAAUGUGAACCUCUGUGGCAAAAGAGAGAUUUCAGCAUCUAAUCAGAGCAAAUGUGAAGACACAAUGACAUCCCUUGAUACAAAAUUCAAGAAGCAGUUCUGGUGCGACACCUGUGGAUGUGGUCUGCAGGACCUAAUUAGUUUGAAACAGCAUGUUGCGGAGCACAUUGUUGAUUCCAUUGCAAACAAAAAUGUAACCUAUGCCAGCCAUACUUCACAUCCAGGCCUUUUGAAUAACCAGGAACCUGUAACUGAUGGAGAUCGGACGAUUAAAGUAGAAGACACUACACUAGACAAAAAUGAUGCCUAUCCCAGUAAGACUUCAGAUGCAGGCCAGCAACCUGUAACUGAUGGAGAUGUGAAGAUAAAAUUAGAAGACAUCCCACAAGCAGCUACGGACUGUCAAGGGACUGCUGUUGGUCCAUAUAUGUCCACAGCAUGCGGGGCAGAAUUCUCAGCAUUGCAGGAGUACACAUUACACCAACAUGUACAAAGUGAAAUAGGCAUUACAUCUCAAAAUGAAAACUCGCUUCAAGUAAACCAGGAUAUGCUGAAAUGUGAUUUAAAUAUGAACAGCGGGAUGAGCACAGGAGAGAGAUCGCAUCACUGCAGUGUGUGUGGAAAGGACUUUGUUACAGCCGCUAAUCUCUCCGGGCAUAUGCGAAUUCACAUGGGAGAGGAGUCACACAUAUGCAGCACAUGUGGAAAGGUAUUUGUCAACAGUUACAAACUGAAGGUUCACAUAAGGUCUCAUACAGGAGAGCGGCCACACACAUGCAGCGUAUGCGGCAAAAGCUUUGCAUUGAAAUCAAUUCUUAAGGUUCAUAUGAGGUGCCACUCUGGGGAAAAACCUUACAAAUGUUCCAUGUGCGGGAUGGAGUUUAGCCAAAAAGGAAAUCUGGAUAGACAUAUACGGAGCCACAAUAACGAGCGCAGAUACGAGUGUGUUGUCUGUAAGAAGAAGUUUUCUAAGUUCGUAUCAUUAAAGGCCCACAACAACCGCUGCCAUCCUAGUGAGCAGAGGAUUCCUAACUGUCAAGUGACUGCUGGGGGUCUGUUCACUUGCACAGUAUGCAGGGUGGAGUUCUCAGAGUUUCGGGAGUUCAAUGAACACCAGCAUAUACACAAUGGAAUACACAUUACAUCUUCAAAUGACAAUCUUCAAGAUAACAAGGGGUUUAUUCGGUCAAGCAACCUAACUAAUCAUGUGAGGAUUGGCAGUCGAGGGCGACUGCAUCUCUGCAGCAUGUGUGGACAGGGCUUUUUUUCAAGCUCUUACCUUACUAACCAUAUGAGAAGUCACACGGGAGAUUGGCCAUAUAGUUGCUGCAUUUGUGGAAAGGGCUUUCUCACCAGAUACAAUACUAAUUUGCACAUGAGGUUGCACACAGGAGAGCGGCCAUACAGUUGCAGCAUUUGUGGGAAAGACUUUGUCAUUAAAUUCAAACUGAAGGAGCACAUGUGUACACAUACAGGAAGCUGGCCACACAAUUGCAGUGUGUGUGGAAAGGGCUUUUUCUUUAGCUGCUACCUUACUAAACAUAUGAAAAUUCACUCAGGAGAGCGACCACAUACUUGCAGAGUGUGCGAAAAGAGCUUUAUUACCAGAUACAAGCUGACUGCGCACAUGUGGUGUCAUGGAGGAGACCGGCCUCACAGUCGCAGCAUUGAUGGAAAGGGUUUUGUCACUGCCUCAGACCAAACAGAGCAUAUGAAGAUUCACAAGGGAGAGGGGCAACUCGGUUGCAGCGAGUGUGGGAAGGUAUUGGCCUCCAGAUCACAACUGGAGAAGCACAUAUGGGGGCAUACAGUAGAGCGGCGGCACAAAUGCACUGUGUGUGAUAAAAGCUUUUCAAUUGCUCAUGUCCUGAGAAAGCACAUGAUGUGCCACACAGGUGAAAAACCUUUCCAAUGUUCCAUAUGCAGCAAGAAGUUUGGCCAGAAAUGCAAUCUGGAUAGACAUAUACGGAGCCACAAUAAAGAGCGCAGAUAUGGAUGUGUUGUUUGCGAGAAGAAAUUUGCAAAGUCCGUAUCAUUAAAUGCCCACAUCAGUCGCUUUCAUCCCAGCGAACAAAGGUCUCCUGACUGUAAAGAGACUUCAGGAAGUCGAUACACAUGUUCUGUAUGCGGGGCAGAGUUCUUAGAAUUAAAGGAGUUCAGAAGACACAGAGAUUUACACAGUGGAACAGGCAUUGCAUCUCAAAAUGAAAACUGGCCUUCAGUCAACCCGGAUGUACUGACAUGUGAGUUGAACAGGAACAGCGGUAUUCAAACAGGCAACAAUGGGCCGCAUCUCUGCAGCGUAUGUGGAAAGAAAUUUGUUAAAGGCUCCCAUCUCACUAAGCAUAUGAAGAUUCAUAUGGUAGAGCGGCCACACAGAUGCAGCGUGUGUGGGAAGGACUUUGUUUUCUCUUACGAUCUUACUAAGCAUAUGAGAAUUCACACAGGGGAACGGCCGUUCCUUUGUAGCGUGUGUGGAAAGGGUUUUAGCUACGGCUCCGACCUAAAAAAGCAUCUGAAGACUCACACGGGAGAGCGGCCUCACAGUUGCAGCGUGUGUGGAAAGGGAUUUGCCACCGUAUCCCAACUCAAGUUGCACAUGAGAUACCAUACAGGAGAGCGGCCAUACACAUGCAGUGUGUGUGACAAAAACUUUCCAAGUGCAUCAGUCCUUAGGAUGCACAUGAGGAGGCAUACAGGUGAAAAACCUUUUAAAUGUGCCAUGUGCGGGAAGGAGUUCUGCCAAAAAGGAAAUCUGGAUAGGCAUAUAGGGAGCCACAAUAACGAGCGCAAAUAUGAGUGCCCUGUGUGCAAGAAGAAAUAUGCUAAAGCAGUGUCAUUAAAGGCUCAUAACAAUCGAUAUCACCCUGGUGAACAGAAUAAGUACCAAACAGGAGAGCGGCCAUACACAUGCAGCGUGUGUGACAAAAACUUUUCAAAUGCAUCAGUCCUGAGGGUGCACAUGAGGCGCCAUUCAGGUGAAAAACCUUUUAAAUGUGCCAUGUGUGGGAAGGAGUUCUGCCAAAAAGGAAAUCUGGAUAGGCAUAUAGGGAGCCACAAUAACGAGCGCAAAUAUGAGUGCCUUGUGUGCAAGAAGAAAUAUGCUAAAGCAGUGUCAUUAAAGGCUCAUAACAACCGAUAUCACCCUGGUGAACAGAAUAAGUAACGCGAGUUUUGCACAAUUUAAUAUAAAAUGUUUCACAACAAAAGAUUCAUGCACAGAGCUUUGCAUAUAUCAGUCUUUGAAGAUCGUGCCGUUUGCUGAUCAUGAGUUAUCACUUGUUCAAAAAAUAAUCUUUACUUUAUUGUGGGAUGAACAUUCUGAAGAUAUAAAGAAAUGUU
Molecule: messenger RNA, 3923 nt
Organism: Dreissena polymorpha
Lineage: Eukaryota; Metazoa; Mollusca; Bivalvia; Myida; Dreissenidae
Product: zinc finger protein 883-like
Exons: 6
Coding region: 574-3747 (1057 amino acids)
Biological process (GO): regulation of transcription by RNA polymerase II
Cellular component (GO): nucleus
Molecular function (GO): RNA polymerase II cis-regulatory region sequence-specific DNA binding; DNA-binding transcription activator activity, RNA polymerase II-specific
Source: RefSeq, a predicted model, not a curated record